AAUGCGAGACAGCUCUUCUUACAGUACUUGUGGACAUUUUGUCGGCUCAGAAAAUUAUGGACGGCACCAAACUCAGGGAAUGGUACUGCUGAGGUAGUUAAAAAGCCAGAAAAACGUCGGCAUCUAAGGCCAAAUCUUUAAGUAUAUCCAGGAGGUAGGAGACAAAUAAUCUCCCAUCAUGCCUUUGGUGACGCGAAACAUCGAACCGCGGCACCUCUGUCGCCAAACGCUGCCAAACACGAUCAAGAGUGAACUGGAGUGUGUGACCAACAUCACACUUGCAAACAUCAUUCGCCAGCUUGGAUCGCUCAGCAAGUAUGCGGAGGAUGUGUUCGGCGAGCUGUUUGUUCAAGCCAGCAAGUUUGCUGAUCGGGUCACUACUCUGGGAGAGAGAGUGGACAAGCUGCAGGUCAAAGUCACCCAGCUUGACCCUAAAGAGGAAGAAGUGUCACUUCAGGCAAUCACCAGCCGCAAAGCCUUCCACUCUAAUCUCAUCCAGGACCAGCAGCUCUUCAUCAGGGCAUCACUGCCUCAGCCCAUCAAUGAUACCUAUCUGACCUGCGAUCAGCCGCCGCCACUUGACAAGCUCAGCCCUUACAGGGAGGAUGGCAAGGAGGCUCUUAAGUUUUACACUGAUCCGUCUUACUUCUUUGACCUUUGGAAAGAGAAAAUGCUUCAAGAUACCAAGGACAUUAUAAAAGAGAAACGCAAACACAAGAAGAAGAAAGAUGACAAUGUUAACCGAAGGAACUUGAACCCUCGGAAGAUCAAAACCCGUAAAGAUGAAUGGGAACGCCAGAAAAUGGGGGCGGAGUUUGUUGUCCCCAAAACCGAUGCCUUGGGCAACUCUUCAGAAGCAUUGAACGGCAGUAUUGGCUCUGGUGAUGAUGGCUACAUGCACACUGAUAGUUAUUUGGAACAAAGCACUAACUCCUACAGCUACGAUCCCGGCUCUCCUCUCCCACCUCCAGCGCAAGAGGAUUUCCCACCUCCACCACCUGCAGACACGCAGUAUAAUGAAUCUGGUGGUGCACAUACAAAGCGUGGCAGUGUUUUAAGCCCCAGCCAUCCUCCUCCAGCUCCACCAUCUAUGCCUUCUUCCCCAGGCCGUCUGACUAUGGCUCCUCCUCUGGCUCCUCCACCGCCUCCACCUCCCGGCGGGAUGAUCCCACCUCCUCCUCCUUUAGGUUUUGAUUCGCCUCCGUCUCCUCCUCCGUUCACCGGCAAUGCUGUUUCCAUCCCGCCUCCACCGCCCAUGGAUUUGAGUAUCCCAGCUCCUCCUCCCCCACCCAUGGCUGGUGGGCCUCCUCCUCCUCCACCUCCGCCGCCUCCUCCAGGGCCUCCACCUCCAGGACCUCCUCCACCCUCUGCUCCAGGUCCACCUCCAUCAGCAGGAGUCUCUGCUCCAUCUGCACCCAAAGCUCAGCCGGCUCCAGCUGCCGGUGAUGCUCGCAGUGACCUCCUCGCAGCCAUCCGUCAAGGGUUUAACCUGCGCAAAGUGGAGGAGCAACGAGAGCAGGAGAAGCGGGAUCACAAUGGUAAUGAUGUGGCGGCCAUUCUGUCUCGCCGCAUCGCCGUGGAGUGCAGCGACUCUGAGGAUGAUUCGUCUGAGUUUGAUGAUGAUGACUGGUCCGACUGAAGCAUCUUCAUCACCUGUGCAACCACAUCAAGAUCAUUCCUGUUAGACUCGCACUUCUCAUAUUACUGUUUACUUUCAGUGUGGCCAAAAGCAAAUAAGAGGAAGCGGGCCAAAGUGUGUGUGUGUGUGUGUGUGUGUGUGUGUGUGUGUCCGGAAGGCCUAAUCUAAAUGAGAGAGUGAAUUAUUUAGUUAUUAAUCCUUCUCCGGUUUCAGAGAGCAUGGAGCUCUGUACAAUGUGGCCGAAGGUAAACUGAGAUCCUGUUCUAGUGUGUGUUUGUACGUGUGCGCAAGUGUUUUGUGUGAGAGUUUGUGGUUGCGUGUUUGUGUGGUGCGUGCAAGUAUUUGUGCGUGCGAGCGUUUGCAUAUGUGUGAGUGCAUGCGUUCGGGCAUUUGUGCAUGGAGUGAGCGUUUUUGUGUGCGUGCAAGCUUUUGUGCGUGCAAGCGUUUGUGCCUGCGAGAUUUUGUGUGUGCGUGCAAGCGUUUGUGCGUGUGGUCGUCUGACUGUUUGUGCGUGCAAGCGUUUGCGUGCGAGCGUUUGUGCAUGCAGUCGUUUGUGCGUGCAAGUGUUUGUUUAUGCACAAACGCUUGCACGCACAAACAAUUGCAUGCACAAACGCUUGCACGCACAAACGCUCACACGCAAACGCUUGCAGGCAAAAACGCACGCAAACGCUCGCACGCAAACGCUCGCACGCAAACGCUCGCACGCAAACGCUCGCACGCAAAAACGCUCGCACACAAACGCUUGCACGCAAACACUUGCACACACAAAUGCUCGGGCGCUUGCACGCACAACCGAUUGCGUGCAAGCAUUUGUGCGUGUGUGUUUGCGAACUUUUGUGCGUGCGAGCGUUUGUGCAUGCAAAGGUUUGUAUGCAAGCAUUUGUGCAUGCGAGCAUUUGUGUGUGCGAGCAUUUGUGUGUGCGAGCAACCUUUUGUGCGAGCGAUUGUGAGUUUGCAUGGGAGCGAGCGUUUACAUGGGUGCGAGCGUUUACAUGGGUGCGAGCGUUUGCAUGCGUGCGUUUGUUGGUUUGUGCUUGUGUGCACUAGUGUUUGUGCGUGUGCACAUGCACGUUAUUGUGAGCGUUUGUGUGCGAGUGUUUGUGCGUGCUUGCGUUUGUGCUUGUGUGCGCAAGUGUUUUGUGUGUGCUCGAGCGUUUGUCCAUGCGAGUGUUUGUAUGUUUGUUUGUGUGUGUGUGCGUUCGAGUGUUUGUUUGUACACACUUGCAUUUGAGUGUUUGUGUGUGUUUCCGUGUCUUCCUCUGUAUACAUCAGUAUAGAUUUAGCUAAAUCUCACCAUUAACAUUAUUCCAUAUUAAUUAAUCAACUGAAGACUUUCUGAAAACAUGGCCAGACGCCCUUUAUAAUGCAGAUAUUUCAAUAGUACGUCUUUUCUGUCUCUCGCACCUUGUACGAUAAAAUAAUUUGUUUCAUUGCCGUCUGUAUUGAUUCUCCAUGACCAAAAGUGCUUUUAUUUGUGUCCUGAACAGAACGAUGUUUGUCAGCCGCACAGUACUAGUCCUUUUCUCUCUCUCUCUCUCUCUUAUGUUCAGCCCAAGUGCCUGCUUCAUAAUGCCUGUUGUUUUAAUGCCAAAGUUUUAGAAAUUAUGCAAGAUUUUGAAAUCAAAGAAAGUGGAUUGUUUUAUUUUGAUGUAUGUGGGUAAUAAUUACGAGAUUUUUUUUCUAUCAGCAACUGAAAUAAAAUCUUAAAUAUA
This is a messenger RNA of Danio rerio (zebrafish), 3354 nucleotides long. Lineage: Eukaryota; Metazoa; Chordata; Actinopteri; Cypriniformes; Danionidae. The record is from RefSeq and is a predicted model, not a curated record.